GUCUCAAAACAGGAGGUGGCUCCUCGGGUGGCUCAGGGAACACUUUCCACUACACCUUCCAUGGAGACCCCCACGCCACCUUUGCAUCCUUCUUUGGAGGCUCCAACCCAUUUGAUAUCUUCUUUGCUAGUAGCCGCUCCCGAAUGUUCAAUGGCUUUGACCAGGAAGAUAUGGACAUUGAUGACGAUGAUGACCCUUUUGGUGCCUUUGGCCGAUUUGGUUUCGAUGGUAUUAACGGGGUUCACCAGCGGCACCAGGAGUCCCUGCACACGCGGAGGAAGGUCCAAGACCCACCCGUCAUCCAUGAGCUCAAGGUGUCCCUGGAAGAGAUCUACCAUGGCUCCACCAAGAGGAUGAAGAUCACCCGCAGGAGGCUCAACGCCGAUGGCCGGACCAUGCGGACAGAGGAUAAGAUCCUAAACAUUGUCAUCAAAAGGGGGUGGAAGGAGGGAACAAAAAUCACGUUCCCCAAAGAAGGGGAUGCCACCCCGGACAACAUCCCUGCUGACAUCGUCUUCAUCCUCAAGGACAAGCCUCACUCACACUUCAAGAGAGAUGGGACGAACGUGGUCUACACUGCAAACAUCAGUCUUAAAGAGGCCUUGUGUGGCUGCACUGUGAACAUUCCCACUAUCGAUGAGCGGGUGAUCCCACUGCCCUGCAACGACAUCAUCAAGCCGGGCACCGUGAAGAGACUGCGCGGGGAAGGGCUGCCCUUCCCCAAGGCCCCCACCCAGCGAGGAGACUUGAUCGUGGAGUUCAAAAUCCGCUUCCCUGACAGAAUAGCCCCCCAGACGAGACAGAUCCUCAAGCAGCACCUCCCGUGCUCCUAGAGCCCGCGGACUCUUCUCCAAGCAGCAAUACUCCAAACGCACAUGCUACAGCACCCACCUGCGCUGAGCAGUGGUGCCGCAGCACUUUCAAAUGCAAAAAA
Messenger RNA from Tinamus guttatus (white-throated tinamou), 934 nucleotides. NCBI's taxonomy places the organism in Eukaryota, Metazoa, Chordata, Aves, Tinamiformes, Tinamidae. The record is from RefSeq and is a predicted model, not a curated record.